AUGGCGUUACAAAUCUCAAAGGAAGACACUCAGGUGUUAUUGAAAGAUAAGAAUGUAUUGAUCGAACCAACAAUUGAGAAAUAUAGAACUGCAGGUCAAAUUGCUCAGACUGCUUUAAACUUUUUGAUCAGUUUGAUCAAUAAGAUGUAUCAUGAGAAGUCUAUGGAGCCGCUACCGAUUCAUCAACUUUGUUUAUUGACUGAUUCGUUCAUAGCCGAUUGUUUAAGUACUAAGUUCAACAAUAAGGUUAACGAGAAGGGAAUCUCAAUGCCAACUUGUAUUGAUAUCGAUGAAAUAAACGAGAACUGGUGUCCUGAAGUGGAUGACAUCGAAAACUUGUCCCGUUGGAACCAAAAAUCUAGAUCUACCAAAUCGAUCGAGCUAUGUAACGGUGUUACUUCUAGUUUGUCUGGGUUUUUGAAAGUUGGUGAUGUCGCUAAGAUCACUUUGGGUUGUCACAUCGAUGGGUACACUUGUAACGUGUCCCACACCGUGGUCAUUUACCCAACCGUUCAGGAUGCCCAAUCUGGAAAAUUGCUACCUGAAGCUGCUUUGCUAGGUGGUAAAGCUGAUGCUCUAGCUGCCACCCAUAUCGCUGUUGAGUCCGUCACUAACUUAUUAGCUGCUGCAAACGAUUUGACCAAACUUCCAGCUGAUUUCAACGCUACGAAGGUCACUGGUUCCUUGAUUAGGACCGUAGUUGACACCAUUGCUCAAUCUUAUAAUUGUUGCGUUGUGCCUGGUUCUCGUAUCAGAAGAAUCAAAAGAUUCCUUUCUGGUCAAAACGAAAAUAUCAUUGUCGAAAGAGACUUCAAAGGUGUCAUUUGGACUGAGUCUCAUCAGGAAGCUGCUAUGCUUGCUAGAACCGUCAAUGAAACUGCUGUUGAUGUCAAGCGUAAGAACCCAUUUAUCACCGAAGAUACCGUGGUCCCAACAGAUGAUUUUACCGUUGUCAAGGGUGAAGUUUACAUGAUCGAUUUGAAGUUGGCUCCAUUGCAAGGAUUGGAGCCAGGUUUGAUCACUUUACACACUGUCGAUCAAUUCUCCGGUAAAUCUGAAUCCUCUGAUGUGGUGGCUAGACCAGGUGCCAUCUGCCGUGAUUUUUCAAAGAGCCAUGUUCUAAAGUUAAGAGCUGCUAGACAAGUGUUGACCAGAUUGGAUAAACAAGGUGUAUACCCUACCAAAUUAGCUCAUAUCGCUGAUUCUUUCCCAUUGGACGUACAGGAGCCUGAUUUCGAAACCAUCAAGCAAGAAAUCAAGCCAUUCAGAUUAGGUCUUUCUGAAAUUUCUAACAACUACCUAACAAUCGACAGAGAUGUCACCAUCGUAAAACACGUUCCUUGGGCUAAGAUCUUGGAUCUAACAAACCCAUCCGGUGUGUCAAGUUAUGACGCCAUGGCAAAGAAUAAAGGUUUAUACCCAGGUUUCGAGCUUCCUCUACCUAAACUAGGUUUGUCCAACCUACAGUUGAAAUCCUUGCUAAAAAAACACUCUACGCCAGUUCCUGUGGUCCGUCAAUGUGUCACUGUAGCCAUCUGUGAUGAAGAGUUGCUAAGAAUCAGCGGAAACCUAAAAUCUAACUGGGUUCAUUCUGUUUACUCUAUGGAUACUGCAAGCAAUAUCGUUGCAGGUAUAUUCAAACUGGCUCAAUUGUCCGAGGAUAAGAGAUUUGGUUUGAAGAUCAGAGAAACUCAACCAUGGAAAAUGAAAUUCUAA
Messenger RNA from Kluyveromyces lactis, 1716 nucleotides. RefSeq names its product putative hydrolase (gene ARX1). NCBI's taxonomy places the organism in Eukaryota, Fungi, Ascomycota, Saccharomycetes, Saccharomycetales, Saccharomycetaceae. The record is from RefSeq and is a predicted model, not a curated record. The coding region runs from base 1 to 1716 and encodes 571 amino acids. The transcript has a single exon.